Messenger RNA from Leptomonas pyrrhocoris, 1485 nucleotides. RefSeq lists its product as hypothetical. Bases 1 to 1485 code for a protein of 494 amino acids. The record is from RefSeq and is a predicted model, not a curated record. NCBI's taxonomy places the organism in Eukaryota, Euglenozoa, Kinetoplastea, Trypanosomatida, Trypanosomatidae. The transcript has a single exon.
AUGAGUUAUCAGUACAACGUGGAGGUGAUAAGCACCGUCCCAGCUGACGCACUCGUCGGCGCUGCGGAUGGCGCCAAGUACACCAUAACACUGCGAUGUGUUCGUCGCGACGCCGUCUUCCGCUGCACAGAGGUGCCGAUUUCUUUUGAGGUGCGUAACGCACCGGAUUACGACCUCCUCGAGUGCGCGCUGGUCUCGCGGGACGACGCACACACCGUGCUGGCGCGCGCCACGAUGGCCCUCGUGAUGGGUGGUCCGCAUCGCACCGUCGGCGCGGUGUGGGUGCCGCUCGAGCGUGUCGGCUCUUGCGCUUCAACGGAGAGCGGAAAGGCUCCUGCACAGCCGAUCGCACGGAUUUUUGUAUCAUGGACCAUGCUGACGAUGGACGGUAGCCCGCUCCGCGCCUGUGCGCUAGAGGUACCGCCAUCGUCGUUGACGCGUGCUACUCCUGCAGGCGGAGAAGGAGAGCCUGCGCAGGCUUCUGCCACCCCCCGUACGAGUGUCGAGACGUCUCCUCUUGCUACGACGGAUGCUGCGAUAGAAGGCGGUGGCGCCGCGGUGGCCGUCUCGUCUGGCACGUCGGCGUUCUAUCGCGGGUUGGCUGCCACCGGGUUGUACAUCGGCGAGAUGCCGUCCGUCGGUCCAGGAGGCAACGCUGACUCUUUUGCCUUAUCUCCCCACGUUUCCAUAGUGCUGGAUGAGAGGCAGGAGGCUGCGCAGCUGCGCGGUGGGGAGCGUGGCAACGGUGGUGCUGGUGGUGGUGCACGGCGCCCGCUGAGUGAACCACCGUCUGCCCUUCACAGUGUUGUUAUCGACAGUAAAGAAGACGUUACGGUGGUGGAUGCGGAGAUUCAGCAGGUUCAGCACGUUGUUCUUUCAGCGUUUCCGAAGUGCAGUGUCUCGACUGAGCUUCCUGCUUCUCCCCCUCCUCCUCCACCGAGCGUUUCUGCGGUGGCUACGAAGGAAACUGUCGAAGGAAGUGGUGAGUCUUCCUCUCAUCCUUCCACCUUUGUGAACCUCUACGCGACAAGCACGCAGAGUAUUGGCGAUGUACCUUUUGAAAUGCGAUUCCGCAAUCUGCAUCUUGUGCCCUGCCCCCUCGUACUCGAUCAGUUAAGCCAAUCGAUGCGGCCCUCUGCUUGCACCCCUGCUGAUGGCGGUGCGACUUCCUCCGCUGCAGCUGCUUCAUCGACGAAGGUAGGUAGCGCGUCGAACGAGCUGUGGAAGGUGUCCCAUCGACACGGCGCUGCCGGCUCCACGCUGAGCUUGGCGACCUCAGCGGUGGAGUCCAUUCGCCUUGAACACGAGGCGAGGCAGAAGAGCGGCGCGCGUUCUUCAACUGCGCCUGCGGGAGCGGAAGGGAAGGCCGGUGCCGCUGACGGCAAUGCGCCUGUGAUGGGAGUGUCUGGGGCAUCGACGUUGACGUUGCUCCGUCAGCAGGCGAUGGCAGCUAUGCGCCAGCGAAAAGUGGCGUAUAGUACGUAG